This is a messenger RNA of Laetiporus sulphureus 93-53, 2886 nucleotides long. RefSeq names its product DEAD-domain-containing protein. Gene Ontology annotation, cellular component: nucleus. Bases 1 to 2886 code for a protein of 961 amino acids. Lineage: Eukaryota; Fungi; Basidiomycota; Agaricomycetes; Polyporales; Laetiporaceae. The transcript is spliced from 5 exons. Gene Ontology annotation, molecular function: RNA helicase activity; RNA binding; ATP binding. The record is from RefSeq and is a predicted model, not a curated record.
AUGUCUCACAGCAAACGAAAACGCUCUCAGUUGUCCGACACUGAUGAAUCUUUGGAUGGCUUCGCUUCUGAUGACCAGCAGUCCGAGAACGAGAUUGACAUUUCUGCCGCAUUGGCUGGGCGCGCUGCACCUAAGGUGCAGGCCGACGCAGACCACGACGACGAUGAACAGCUACAGAAAUUCAUAAACGAGGCAACUACGAAGCGUGAUGUCAAGUGGGGAACCGAUCUGUUGAAGAAAACCAAAGGCAAGGCCAAGAUGACAAAAGGCGAGGUGGGAGGGGGUAGUUUCCAGAGCAUGGGUCUGUAUCCCUGGCUGCUGCGCUCGCUGACCUUGCAAGGAUUCCGCAUUCCGACACCGAUACAGAGACUCUCAGUCCCCGCGCUCAUCGCCAACCCUCCACGAGAUCUCGUAGGCAUGGCGCGUACUGGCUCAGGAAAGUCUCUGGCAUACAUGGUGCCCUUAAUCCAGAGGUUAAGCGGCAGGCACUCGCCGACUUUCGGGGCCCGGGCGUUGAUCUUGCUUCCCUCACGCGAGCUGGCCCUGCAAGUCCUGAAGGUGGGCAAGGAGCUUGCGCGAGGAUGGCAUGCAGGCGAAGGCGACCAUGCAGGGGAUGGAAUGGACGCUGAUGAUGGGAAGAAGGGACAAGGCCUCCGGUGGAGUCUCAUUGUUGGUGGUGAGGGCUUGGACGAGCAAUUUGAGAUGAUCACGCAGAACCCGGACGUUAUCAUUGCCACCCCAGGCCGGCUGCUGCAUCUCAUUGUCGAGAUGAACAUGGACUUGAAGUCCAUUCAGUAUGUCGUGUUUGACGAAGCAGACCGACUCUUCGAAAUGGGCUUCGAGACCGCUUUGACGGAAAUUCUGCAUCGCCUGCCUGCGACACGGCAGACGCUCCUCUUCUCUGCCACGCUUCCAAAAAGUCUCGUCGAAUUCGCCAAGGCAGGCUUGCAGAAUCCGAAGCUCGUUCGUUUGGACGCAGAGUCGAAGAUCAGCCCGGACCUUAAAAUGGCAUUCUUCUCAGUGAAGCAGGCUGAGAAGGAUGCAUGUCUUCUAGUCCUUCUGCGGGAUGUUAUCGGCGUCCCGCUUGGUGCGUCCAAAGCGAGCGACGAAGAUCACGACGAGGCACUAGACAAGAAAGGCAAAGGCAAGGCGAAGGCGAGGCACCGUGAGCAUGUCACGGCACCCCACCAGACUUUGGUAUUCGCCGCCACGAAGCAUCACGUCGAGUAUCUUACGAAUAUGCUUAUCAGCGCUGGCUAUGCUGUCUCCCACAUAUAUGGAUCAUUGGACCAGGCAGCGCGUACGCAACAUAUGGAACGCUUCCGCCGUGGCCAUACUAGUAUUCUCGUUGUUACGGACGUCGCCGCCCGUGGUAUCGACAUACCCGUCCUCGAGAACGUCGUGAAUUACGACUUCCCUCAGGGCGCGCGGGUCUUCAUACAUCGUGUGGGCCGUACUGCUCGCGCCGGUCGACCGGGCUGGGCAUGGUCGUUCGUCACGAACCCUGAGCUGCCGUAUCUGCUCGAUCUGCAACUUUUUCUCGGACGCCCAAUCAAGGGCGACGUCUCGGAAGGUAGUGACCGAGUCUACACAGAAUCGCUCGUCCUAGGCCAGUUCGAUCGCGACAAUGUGGACGACGAGGUGGAGUACAUUAAGAAGCUGGACGAGGAGAACCACAACUUGAGCGCCAUGCGCGAUGUCAUGCGCAAGGGCCACGGCAUGUACGAACGGAGUAAGGGCAAGGCCAGCCAAGCGAGCUACAAGCGCGCCAAGGAGAUGAUGAAGGAGGGCAAGUGGGGACUUGUCGGCUCCGACUCGGGUGUACACCCGGUCUUCUUCCGCAACCAGGACGGCAGUAACGCCGCUGGCAAGCUCGCUGAGGAAACAAAACGCAAGGCACUGUUGAAGGCGGUUAGCUCCUUCCGACCAGCCGAGACCGUCCUGGAGAUUGGCGCAAGGGGCAACACAGAGACCGCGACUCUGAUGAAGCAGAGGCGGAAAGCGUUGAAUAAGGCCGCUCAGAGAGCUUCUCUGGCGUCUACAUCUACCGCGGCGGUGGCUUCAGAAAAUCAUGCGGAGGAUGAUGCUGAUUCUGACGUGGAUGCUGAGGGUAUCGAGAUGGCUGAUGAGGAGGAGAUUGCGGCCGUCUUCGAUUCUUAUCACGGAGAUAAAAGAGAUUCAAAUGAUAGCAGGAAGAGCUAUCGGGACAGCGAAUUCUAUAUGUCUCACUACCAAAAGGACGCCAACACGGAGAAGGGCUAUUCGCUUCGAGAUGGAGCGACCUUCGCUGAACAAGCCCAGAACCUUGCAUUCGACUUGGCGGGCGACGAGGGCGUGCGAGAACGCAAGCGUCGCGAACUCAAUUGGGAUAAGAAGAAAAAGAAGUUCGUCAAAGGUACAGGCGAAGGAGCCGACAAUGUCAAGCUUGUACGGACUGAGUCCGGCGUGAAGCUGCCUGCCACAUACCGCAGCGGCCGAUUCGACGAGUGGAAGGCCAAGACGCGCACCAGCCUGCCAAAGGUCGGCGAAGCAGAAGCUGAGGGAUCAUUCAGACGUGGCGCAUCCACUAUCGGAGGAAGAAAGUUCAAGCACAACCAGGUCGCUACUCCGAAGCCUCUAGACAAGCUGAGCAAGGACUAUGAGCGGAAGACCAGGCAGAAGAAAAAGAGGCUGGAGCACGAGGGCGGUGAAGACGUCUCGAGCCCAUCGUCGAAACCAUCUUCCGGGAAGAAGGGCAGGGCGGUUGGUCGCCGACCUGGAGGGAAAUCAGUUCGUACAGUCAGGAACGAGCUGAAAACUGUCGAUCAGAUACGCAAGGAUCGCAAACUCAUGGAAAAAAGACGGACUAAGAACGCUCGUCCUAAUCACAAGAAAGGCAGACGAUGA